Molecule: messenger RNA, 393 nt
Organism: Colletotrichum paranaense
Lineage: Eukaryota; Fungi; Ascomycota; Sordariomycetes; Glomerellales; Glomerellaceae
Exons: 4
Coding region: 1-393 (130 amino acids)
Biological process (GO): intracellular transport; protein secretion
Source: RefSeq, a predicted model, not a curated record
AUGUGGCUGACGCAGAGCUCCAAGCUCAGGCCACAUGUGGCACAAACUCUCCAGGCCACCUUGUCCACCGAGGAGAGGCUGAAGACAACUGCACCCCUAGGCCACCUGUAUCGCGACCGUCAAGCUAGAGGGACUAAACUUGCAAAUAUGACCGCCCUAUUCAACUUCCAGUCGCUCCUCCUCGUCAUUCUCCUUCUCAUUUGCACAUGCGCAUACGCGCACCAGCUCAUGCCCGCCAUCAUGGACCGGAACAAGGACGGUAUCAUGGGCAUAUUUUGGAAAUUCGCAAGAGUUGGCGAACGGUUAAGUCCAUACAUCAGCUUAUGCUGUGUCGUCAUGGCGGCAAGUCUCUCCCUCCCCCAACUACUCCCCUCUGCGAUUCUAACUGGGUAA